UCUUAUAUAAUUUUCUCUCCAAUAAUUCGAAAAUAACCAAUAUUUUACAAAUGUCAUGUAUGUUUCAUACAACAAUUUAAAUACACAUAAUAUUUCUAUAUACACAUUAGUAAAAAUCAACAAUAGUCUAUAGGUUUGAUAAUAAUGACAUUAUUUUCGUUAAAUUUUAUUUAUAAAUAUUUCUCUAAUAAAAGCACCUAAAAUUUUAAAUUUUAUAUAAGCAGUAAAAUUAUUUUCAGAUAAUUAUUUAAUACUGUUAACAGUAUUGACCCCAUACAGCUCCUACUCCUAGUCUAAAGCUGACUAUCUAAACUAUGGUUAAAAUAUUUAACCAAACCAUAGUUAAGUAUUUCAGUUAUAUAAAGCCUUUGCCGGUGAAACAGCAAACAAUAGAAUCCAGAGAGAGACGACGACGGAUGUUACUUCUUGCCGGAAAAUCAGGAAAGAAGAUGAUCGGAGAAACUCGCGAGCCUUACCCGACGGUGCAGAUUCCUACAUGGCCGGUUUCAGAUGACUUCACAACGGCGGAAUUUUUUUCUCCGGCGAUUAACAGUCCAGAUUGCAGCAUGCUUGAAGCUUUAACGGCGUUACAUCGUUAUCUUCCGGAACCAUUCGGACCGGACUCUCCAGUCGAUGCUCACUCCUGUGACCAUUUCCGCAUGUACGAUUUCAAAGUCUUGAGGUGUUCUCGUGGCCGGAGCCAUGACUGGACGGAGUGUCCGUACGCUCAUCCCGGAGAGAAGGCUCGCCGGAGAGAUCCGAUGAAGCACAAUUACUCCGGGACGGCUUGUCCGGAGUUCCGCAAAGGCGGUUGCAAGAAAGGAGACUCUUGCGAGUUUGCUCACGGAGUUUUCGAGUGUUGGCUUCAUCCUUCUCGUUACAGGACUCAGCCGUGUAAAGACGGCGGUGGAUGUCGCCGGAGAGUUUGUUUCUUUGCUCACUCGCCGGAUCAGCUUAGGUAUGUCCAGACACGAAGCCCUGAUCGGGUCGAUUCCUACGUUAGAGCGUUUCAGCUCUCGAUAUCGCCUGUUUCCAGUUCGCCGCCGGUGAGUCCGAGAGCUGACUCGGAGUCUUCUCAGUCACUGAGUCGCUCGCUCGGGUCUAGUUAUAUAAACGACGUGACGACGUCAUUUCAGAACUUACGGUUUGAGAAGUUGAAAUCAUUUCCUUCGUCUUAUAAAAAUCCGUUUCGAUGCUACCAAUCCAGAUUCGGGUCGCCCCGAGGAUCCAUGUUGGGUCCUGGGUUUCAGAGUCUGCCUACAACUCCGGCCCGACCCGAGAAUCUGGAUAUUUGGGAGAAUGGUUUAGAGGAAGAGCCUGCAAUGGAUCGGGUCGCGGAGUCGGGUCGUGAGCUAGGAGCGAAGAUGUUUGAGAAACUGAGCAAGGAGAAUUGCAUGGAUCGGGUUGAACCGGAUCAAAAUUCGGGUGAUGCUCCGAUGUCAAGUGGGUAUCUGAACAUGUGAUGUAAACUCGACGCGUAACCGAAUCUCAAGAUCUCAUCUUCUCUAUUAAAAGAGAAGUACCAUUUUUAUCUACUAUUUAGAAGUCUACUAGGACCAUUUCAUUAAUCACAUAAUAUGAUAUAAUAAUUAAUAGGAAUAUUAAUAAUAAAUUAAUUUUAACUAUAGAUUUGAAUUUUAUUUUCAGUUAUAACAAAAUCUGUUGAGAAAAAUCUAACAAAAUCCUACUAAAUUUUUAAAUAAUUUUUAUUUAAUAUUUGUUUAAUUAAUUUCGUAUUUAAAUAAUAGAAUGCUUUCAUUUAAAUAAAUUAUCAUCUACCACUAAAACGGGUUCAAAUUUGUUAAUCAUGUCAGAUUUGUUUUAUGCAAAUGAAGUUAUUAACAUAUGUUAAAAAUUUAUUUCUACAGCUAUAUAUUUUCAAAAAUCAUAUGUUGAAGAAUAUUUUUUAUUUGAUGAUUUCAAAUUAUGAAAACUCGAAAACGUAAUAAAAAGGGUAAAAUGUAUAAAACAAACCCCUAUAUUAAUAAAAUAAUAAGAAACUUAAACAAUAAAAUUAAAAAGUUAUAAAAUACUAAACACUAAAAUAUAAAUUGUAUAUUUAAAUUUAUAUAAUAAUAUUAAAAUUAAAUAUUUAUAAAAUGAAAAUAUACCCGCACUAUGUGCGGGAUAAACUCUAGUUGAUAAUAAAGUUAGUCAUCUUUUUUUUCGUGAUCUCUUCCAAGGAAAAGAGGGGGAGAUCUAGAAUUGUGUUCAUAUUAUUAUUACCUAAUUUCGUAUUAUUCGAAAAUAAUAAUAUAUAGUGAACAAUACUUGUGUUUACCCGUACGCUGAAUAGUUAAAUUCACCUCACCUUUUAUAACCAAUCAAAUUGUCAUCUUGGAUUAGUUAAAAAGACAAUAAAAUUUUAAAAAGAUAGCUGAAAAAAAAUACCGACGUUAACGCCGUCUACAAAACACGAAAUUCUAAAAAUCUAAAAUCUAAACCCUAAACUUCAAAUCCUAAACUAAAUCUUAAAUUCUAAACCCUAAUUUCUAAACCUAAAACCCAAAACCAUAAACCAUAAACCCUAAA
Messenger RNA from Brassica napus (rape), 2532 nucleotides. Its product is annotated as zinc finger CCCH domain-containing protein 49-like. The record is from RefSeq and is a predicted model, not a curated record. NCBI's taxonomy places the organism in Eukaryota, Viridiplantae, Streptophyta, Magnoliopsida, Brassicales, Brassicaceae. Bases 315 to 1463 code for a protein of 382 amino acids. The transcript has a single exon. Gene Ontology annotation, molecular function: metal ion binding.